Molecule: messenger RNA, 682 nt
Organism: Eurytemora carolleeae
Lineage: Eukaryota; Metazoa; Arthropoda; Copepoda; Calanoida; Temoridae
Exons: 4
Coding region: 202-645 (147 amino acids)
Source: RefSeq, a predicted model, not a curated record
GAACAUAAGGUUAAAUGUGUAGUUUGAAGUAGGGCUUCGUAAAGUUUUAGUUACAAAUUUACGUUUUUUAUUUACCAAAACUUUGUUAAGUGGGAUGUUGUUUUACUUGAUUGUCCCAUGUGACAGUUAAGUAACUUAACAUCCUACUAUUGGGGCGCAAUACUUGGUCAGUCUUCAAAAGAUUUAAAAAUAAAUAAAAACAUGCCCAGCCUUAAUUACACAUCUCUCUAUUUAGGAAGCAUAAUGGAGGAAAAAGAACAGUUCAAUCAAGAUAUGGCCGAAAGUUCCAAAGUGUACAGUUUAGAAAAUAUUUGGAUUGGAUUAAAAAGGAAGAGAAGAGAUGUCGUCUUUGACACACCAAUUCAAAAUUUUCACUCAGAUAGUCAGAUUAAGACAGAGAAAAUACCUAAAUAUAUUCCUGGUUAUGUGGAGGGUCCACAUCCCAUCAUUUCAGAUCCCUUGUUCUCUUUGAUAAUCCUGAUUUACGUUGCCAUCGUGUUUCUGUAUAUGUUCUACGCUUUCUGCUGGAAGGAUCCUGAACCACAAACCCAACCUCAGAACAAAGCAAAGAAGAAAGACUCAGACUGUGCUCAAGAAGAGAAGAAGAUUGAAAAUGGGAAAAAUAAAUCCAAUGGAGUUGAUUAGUAAAAAAAACAUCUAAUUAAAUUUCCUCAAAAAACAA